Messenger RNA from Homalodisca vitripennis (glassy-winged sharpshooter), 816 nucleotides. It is a transcript of the gene rogdi, whose product is annotated as protein rogdi. Gene Ontology annotation, cellular component: RAVE complex. The record is from RefSeq and is a predicted model, not a curated record. Lineage: Eukaryota; Metazoa; Arthropoda; Insecta; Hemiptera; Cicadellidae.
AUGACAGUUUUUGCGAGUUGUAACAAUAACCCAGCUGUUGACAACAAUGGUGCUUGUGUUAUCGAAAGAGAACAAAGAGAAUUUGAGUGGGUCCUGAACAUAGAGGUUCAUGCAGUGUUGAAUCAGCUUCACACAAUUUUAGUGGAAUGUGCUCGUCGAUUUCCCCUGAACCUUUGCGGAAAUGAGGAGCAACACCACAAGGAGGAGAAGUAUAUCUUGUCAAUCGCACCAGAUCAGCUCAAGUGCGUGGUGUCAUUGUCCGGAGAUACGAUUACUCAGGCCGUAAGUUUUUCUCUGAUACUUUGCGAGAUGAGUAAGCAAACAAAAGAGUCCAAUGCAGCCAACCAUCUACAGAUGGCUCUCAUGCACAUUGAAAAUAUUGAUUAAGGACAUGCUUUCAACUCAUCCGAGGAGGUCCUGCACCAUCUUUUGGGGAAUAUCCCUGGGGCUUGCACCGAGAGGAAACGUAAUACCCUAAUAGUCCCCGUCAAGAAAGCUAUGGAUGAUCUGAUGAACAGUCGCAACAUGGUGGGGUGUCAAAAAUCACUGAAGCCGAACCUCCUGAGACGUAGCCAUCACUUCUACAUCCAAAGUCACAAGUUGGUGUUUGCCGUGUACCAUGUGACCUCGGUGCAAGGCACCAUGAAGUUUUGACUGCCACCAAACAGAUACCACAUACCUUGCCUCAACGAGGUCCUUUUGCUUUUCAGCGUGGCCCUGCAGCUCUGUCAGCAACUCAAGGAUAAGAAAUCUGUGUGUUCGCACCAGUACAAGGACUUCACAAUUGGCUCACGUCCAGCGUCAAGCUUCGCGUAA